AAAAGAAAUAGCGCGUGAACGCACCCUAAAAUGAAAAACCACUUCAGAUCCCUUUUUCUCAUUGUAUACUUAGUAAGGCUGUGUGCACAGAAAAAACACAUCAAAAACUUCAAUAGUUCUGCUAAUAGGAUGCCACCGUUUGUCUAUGUCAGUUUCAGAGGAUGGAGGACCUUUCAUGAUGUCGUGAUCACAUGAUCAGUCACAUGGGUUGUACUUGGUAUGGAUGCUUGGUCAUGUGAUUAUGACAUCAUCAAAGGUCCUUCAUGUACAGUGAGCAGGAAUCUCGUGUGGAGUCAGUAAAUGUUUUCAUGGUUUAUUUCUUCUCUUCUACAUAUCUCUGGUUCCCAUAGACGUCCAGGUAAUCGUGUCUCUCGGCAACAGGAUUUACUUGGUUGUUACAAUUCAAGAGGCGUAUUCCUGCAGAAUACAGUCCUCCCCAUUAAUAGAAUAUUAGUCCUUCUUGUGACCGACCACUCAAGAAUGGACACAGACAGGACUUACAAGAGUCACAACAUGGCUGAGCAGAUACUAAACCUCACGCUGGAGAUCAUCUACCUGCUUUCUGGAGAGGACUACAUGGUGGUGAAGAAAUCUGGUGUGUAUGAUCAUCCCAGCACCUACCCCAUGAUGUCAGGAGGGGGGAGUGAGAUCAGAAGCCCCAUGAUGGUGCCUCCACCUCAGUCCCUGAUACGUGCAAGAAGCAAUGAGCAGAAGAUCCUAGAGCUCACCAAUAAGAUUAUCCAGAUACUGAGCAGAGAGGUCCCUAUAAGGUGUCAGGACGUCACUGUCUAUCUCUCCAUGGAGGAGUGGGAGUAUUUAGAAGGACACAAGGAUCAGUACAAGGACGUCAUGAUGGAGGAUCAGCAGCCCCUCACAUCACAGGAUGGAACCAGCAGAAGUAUAACACCAGAGAGCUGUCCCAGUCCCCUCCCAGAUAAUCCCUUGGAUGAUGAUGAUGGUAUUGAUGAGAAUGAGCUUGAUGAACAUAUCAUUGUCAAAGUGGAAGACACAGAGGGAGAUGAGGAGUAUUAUAGAGGGGAUCUCCCAUGUAAGGAGGAGGAAAUAGCGACUGAUAUCAGGACAGAUGCCCUAUUGAGUCUCCAGUGUACCCCUCCUCCUCCUCCAUCUUCUGAUUGUGACGUAGAAUACUAUACCAUAAGAAAUAUUUUUGGAGAACACUUAAGUACCUCAAAACUACCUUUGGCCAUUCACAGCAGAGAUUUCUCAGCUGAUCCUGAUACUCUAGAAGGAACUUCAUCUGAUCAGUCACAGACUGUUAAACAGCCCCUCUGCUUUGACACAACAAAUCACACCGAGGACGAACAGUUUUCAUGCUUGGAAUGCGGAAAAUGUUUCACUGAUGAAACAAGCCUCCUUGAACAUCAGAGAAUCCACACAGAAGAGAAUCCGUAUUCAUGUCUGGAAUGUGGAAAAUCUUUCACUUGGGCAUCGCAUCUUCGUGAACAUCAAAAAACCCACACAGAGGAUAAGCCGUUCCCGUGCACAGUGUGCGGGAAAUGUUUUGGUCAGAGGACAGGUCUUGUUAGACAUAAGAGAAUUCACAUAGGGGGGAAGCCAUUUGCAUGCUCAGUAUGUGGGAAAUGCUUUAGAACUAAGCAACAUCUAGUGGAACAUGAGAGAAUUCACACUGGGGAGAAACCAUUCACAUGUUCAGAAUGUGGGAAAUGUUUUAGAUUAAGAAACAAUCUUUACGUACAUAAGAGAAUUCACACAGGGGAGCGUCCAUUUUCAUGUCCAGAUUGUGACAGAACUUUUACUCAGAGAUCAGAACUUACUACACAUAUCAGAAGUCACACAGGUGAGAGACCAUAUGCUUGUACAGAGUGUGGAAAAGGUUUUACCCGGAAGCGAAGUCUUAUUGAACACCAGAGAAUCCACACAGGGGAGAGGCCCUAUGGAUGUACAGAAUGUGGGAGGAGAUUCAACCAAAAGCAAGCGCUUGUCGUACAUCGGAGAAUUCACACAAAGGAAAAGCCAUAUUCAUGUGCAGAGUGUGGGAAACGGUUUAACCAGAAACAAGCACUUAUCGUACAUCAGCGAAAUCACACAGGGGAGAAGCCAUAUGCAUGUGCAGAAUGUGGGAAAAAGUUUAUCCAGCUACAGACUCUGAUCGUACAUCAGAGAAAUCACACUGGGGAGAAGCCAUUUGCCUGUGCAGAAUGUGGGAAAUGUUUUGCAAUUAAAACAAAUCUUGAUGAACAUCAGAAAAUUCACUCAGAGGAGAAGCCUUUCUCAUGCUUGGUGUGUGGGAAAUGUUUCAACCGAAGAGCAGAUCUUAUGAGACACCAGAGAAUUCACUCGGGGGAGAGGCCAUUCUCAUGCAUAUUAUGUGGAAAGUGUUUUACAAAUAAGCAACAUCUAGUGGAACAUGAGAGGAUUCACACUGGGGAAAAACCGUUCCCAUGUUCAGAUUGCGGAAAACGUUUCAGAUUAAGAAACAAUCUUUAUGUACAUCAGAGAAUUCACACGGGGGAGCGUCCAUUUUCAUGUCCAGAGUGUGAUAAAAGUUUUACCCAAAGAUCCGAUCUUGUUGCACAUAAGCGAAGCCACACGGGGGAGAAACCUUAUUCAUGUCCAGAGUGCGGGAAAUGUUUUACACGUAAAAGAAGUCUUGUUGAACACAAGAGGAUCCACACAGGGGAGAAGCCAUUUUCUUGUACAGAAUGUGGGAGAUGCUUUAAUCAGAAACAAGCGCUUGUCGUACACCGAAGAAUCCACACAAAGGAGGCUCCGUACCUGUGUUCAGAAUGUGGGAAACGUUUUAACCAGAAACAAGCACUUAUCGUACAUCAGAGGAAACACACUGGAGAAAGGCCAUAUUCGUGUCCAGAUUGUGGUAAACGUUUUAUCCAGCUACAAACUCUUAUUGCACAUCAGAGAAAGCACACCGGGGAGAGGCCAUAUUCAUGUGCAGAAUGUGGACAACAGUUUAUGCAGAAGCAGUCUCUUCUCGCACAUCAAAGGAGUCACUCCAGGAAGAAACUGUUAAAGAAAAAAACAGAAAUUUCCGCUCUUAUCAUCGACGAAGACUCGGACCUGCAUGAACAGCUGGGAGCAGAGGACAAUAGUCCAAUAUGUCCAGAUACACGAGAACCUGCACCGUCAUAUCCGGCUUUAAUAGGAAUAUUGACUGAACCGACCAUUAUGGACACUGAUCUUGUGGCCGUCCUUCAUCCCCUGUGCUGUGGAGCCUCCUGGCAUGCUCCUGUAUUAAAUCCUUCCCAUUUAAGUUCACCCAAGAGAGCUGCCACUCCGAUGUUUAACCACAAAAUGACCGACCAGAUAUUAAAUCUCACCCUGGAGAUCAUCUACCUGCUGACUGGAGAGGAUUGCACCAUAGUGAAGAAAUCUGGCGAGUGCUUGGCGUCCAGAUCUCACCCUCGUGAGUCGGAAGGAGACGAGGACCAAAGCCCCACCAUGAUGCCUUCAUCUCCCUCGGCGACCGUUCCUGAAGAUAAUGAGCAGAAGAUCCUAGAGGUCGUCAGUAAGAUCCUUCAGAUGCUGAGCGGAGAGGUCCCUAUAAGGUGUCAGGACGUCACUGUCUAUCUCUCCAUGGAGGAGUGGGAGUAUUUAGAAGGACACAAGGAUCAGUACAAGGACGUCAUGAUGGAGGAUCAGCAGCCCCUCACGUCACAGGAUGGACCCAGCAGAAGUAUAAAACCAGAGAGCUGUCCCAGUCCCCUCCCAGAUAAUCCCUUGGAUGAUGAUGGUGAUAAGAAUAAGCUUGAUGAACAUAUCAUUGUAAAAGCGGAAAAGACAGAGGGAGAUGAGGAGUAUUAUAGAGGGGAUCUCCCAUAUAAGGAGGAGGAAAUAGCGACCGAUAUCAGGACAGAUGCCCUAUUGAGUCUCCAGUGUACCCCUCCUCCCCCUCCAUCUUCUGAUUGUGACGUAGAACAUUUUACCAAAAUAAAUAUUUUUGGAGAACACUUAAGUACCUCAAAACUACCUUUAGCCGUCCACAACAGAGAUUUCUCAGCUGAUCCUGAUACUCUAGAAGGAACUUCAUCUGAUCAGUCACAGACUGUUAAACAGCCCCUCUGCUUUGACACAACAAAUCACACCGAGGACGAACAGUUUUCAUGCUUGGAAUGCGGAAAAUGUUUCACAGAUGAAAAAAGCCUCCUUGAACAUCAGAGAAUCCACACAGAAGAGAAUCCGUAUUCAUGUCUGGAAUGUGGAAAAUGUGGGAAAUGUUUUGCAGUUAAAACAAAUCUUGAUGAACAUCAGAAAAUUCACUCAGAGGAGAAGCCUUUCUCAUGCUUGGUGUGUGGGAAAUGUUUCAACCGAAGAGCAGAUCUUGUGAGACACCAGAGAAUUCACUCGGGGGAGAGGCCAUUCUCCUGCCCAUUAUGUGGAAAGUGCUUUACAAAAAAACUACAUCUAGUGAAACAUGAGAGGAUUCACACUGGGGAAAAACCAUUCACGUGUUCAGAUUGCGGAAAAUGUUUCAGGUUAAGAAACAAUCUUUAUAUACAUCAGAGAAUUCACACGGGGCAGCGUCCAUUUUCAUGUUCAGAAUGUGAUAGAAGUUUUACCCAAAAAUCAGAUCUUGUUGCACAUAGGCGAAGCCACACGGGGGAGAAACCCUAUUCAUGUCCAGAGUGCGGGAAAUGUUUUGCACGUAAACGAAGUCUUGUUGAACACAAUAGGAUCCACACAGGGGAGAAGCCAUUUUCUUGUACAGAAUGCGGGAGAUGCUUUAAUCAGAAACGAGCUCUUGACGUACAUCGAAAUAUCCACACAAAGGAGGCUCCGUACCUGUGUUCAGAAUGUGGGAAACGUUUUAACCAGAAACAAGCACUUAUCAUACAUCAGAGAAAGCACACUGGGGAGAAGCCAUAUUCAUGUGAAGACUGUGGACAACAGUUUAUGCAGAAGCGGUCUCUUAUCGCACAUCAAAGGAGUCACUCCGAGGAGAAACUGUCCUGUGACAUCAUCGCAGGUCCUUCAUCCCCUGUGCUGUGGAGCCUCCUGGCAUGCUCCUGGUGUCCCAUCCCAGAUCGUCCAUCAUACACAAUGGCGGAGGAGAUCUUAAACCUCACCCUGGAGAUCAUCUACCUGCUGACUGGAGAGGAUUACACGGUAGUAAAGAAAUCUGGAGAGUGUGUGACAACCCGUCCCAUCAUGGUGCCUCCACCUCAAACACUGCUCCAUUCCAAGGAUAAUGAGCAGAAGAUCCUAGAGGUCGUCAAUAAGAUCCUGAAGAUACUGAGCGGAGAGGUCCCUAUAAGGUGUCAGGACGUCACUGUCUAUCUCUCCAUGGAGGAGUCGGAAUACUUAGGACACAAGGAUCAGUACAAGGACAUAGUCAUGAAGGAGGAUCAGCAGCCCCUCACACCACAGGAUCCAGACUCCAGUAGAUGUAGUACACCGGAGAGCUGUCGCAGCCCAUUAGACGAUUAUUCCUCCGGUGAUGAUCCCGACGAUAAUAAGACGGACAACCUGGUUAUUGUCAAAGUAGAAGAGACAGAAGGAGACGAGGAGUAUUAUGCGGCCGGUCACUCCAAUAAGGAAGAUGAGAUAUCGCUUGAUACGGGGACAGAUAUGCUACUGAGUCUCCAGUGUAGUUCUCCUCCUUCAUCAUCGGAUUGUGAAGAAGAAGAAAAUAUUUCUGAAGAACCUUCUGAUACCACAAAUCUACCUAUAGACGACCACAGCAAAGAUCUCCCAUCAUCUGAUCCCAACACUCUCGAAGGACCUUCAUCUGAUCAGUCAAUGACCGAUAAUAGGCCUCCCUGCUUCGGCACCAGAAAUCACAAAAAUAACACUCGAUUCUCAUGCUUGAAAUGCAAGAAAUGUUUCACAAAUAAAACAAACUUUCUUGAACAUCAGAGAAUCCACACAGGAGAGCAGCCGUAUUCAUGUCUGGAAUGUGGGAAAUCCUUUACCUGGAAAUCAAAUCUUUGUGAACAUCAGAAAAUUCACACAGAGGAGAAGCCAUUUGUGUGUUCGUUGUGUGAAAAAAGUUUUAAUCAGAAGUCUGGUCUCAUCAGACACCUGAGAGUACACUCAGGGGAGAAGACACAUUCAUGUUCAGUGUGUGAUAAAUGUUUUACCAAUAGGCAACAUCUUGUUGAACAUCACAGAGUUCACACCAGUGAGAAGCCAUUUCCAUGUCCUGAAUGUGGGAAAUGUUUUGCAAUCAAAUCUAAUCUUUUUGCCCAUCAGAAAACUCACACCGGGGAAAGGCCAUUUCAUUGUCCGGUGUGUGAGAGAUGUUUUAUUCUGAAAACAGAUCUAGUUAUCCAUCAGCGAAUUCACACGGGUGAUAAGCCGUAUUCGUGUUCAAUGUGUGAGAAAAAUUUUAAUAGGAAAAGAGAUCUUGUUAGACAUGAGAGGACCCACACUGGAGAAAAGCCAUUCUCGUGUUCAGAAUGUGGAAAAUGUUUUAUCCAGAAACAAGCUCUUGUUGCGCAUCAGAGAACUCACACCGUAGCAAAGCCAUAUUCUUGUGUGCAAUGUGUGAAAUCUUUUUCAAUUAAAGCAAAUCUUGACGAUCAUCAGAAGGUUCAUGCGGAAGAGAAGCCUUUUCCAUGUUUUGUAUGUGGGAAAUGUUUCAACCGGAAAGCAGAUCUUGUGAGACACCAGAGAAUCCACUCGGGGGAGAAACCAUUCUCGUGUUCAGUUUGUGAGAAGUGCUUUAGGAAUAAACAACAUCUAGUUGAACAUUUGAGGAUUCACACUGGGGAGAAACCGUUCUCGUGUUCAGAAUGUGGAAAAUGUUUUAGAUUAAGGAACAAUCUUCAUAUACAUAAGAGAGUCCACACGGGGGAGCGGCCAUUUUCAUGUCCAGAAUGUGAGAGAUCUUUUACCCAAAAAUCAGAUCUUGUAGCACAUAGGCGAAGCCACACAGGGGAGAAACCCUAUUCAUGUUCAGAGUGCGGUAAAUGUUUUACCCGUAAACGAAGUCUUGUUGAACACAAGAGGAUCCACACAGGGGAGAAGCCUUAUUUAUGUACAGAGUGCGGUAAACGCUUUAACCAGAAACAAGCUCUUGUUGUACAUCGGAGAAUACACACAAAAGAGAAGCCAUAUUCAUGUGCAGAGUGUGGAAAACGGUUUAACCAGAAACAAGCUCUUAUUGUUCAUCAAAGAAGUCACUCUAGGGAAAAGCUAUAGCCAUAUGCAGAAUGGGAGAAAUGUCCUACCAGAUGAGCAGACCCCUGUACAUGAGAGAAUUCAUAUUGGGAGACGUUUAUGUGCAGAAUAUAAAAAAAAUUUCUAAGCUGUGCAUGUUUUUAAAAACUUUCAUUGGAGAAGAUAUUUAAAUUGCGUUUUAUUAAAUGAUUUUACCAAGGACCAGAACUACCACAUCAAUGUCUAUUGGACCUGGUGUCAUAGGAUGCAGUGUGAACUAAAGCUCACGAGAUGUCCGCAAAAGAUUUAUGAGGAAGAGAAAUCCUGCCUUGAUAUAUAGGAAAUAUUUAAAGGGGUAUUCCAUGGAUUUUUUUUAUUUGACUAUGCUACAUGGACUGUAAAGUUAGUGUAGUUCAUAAUUUAGUGUCUGUACCUAUGUUUGGCCGGUCUUGCAAUUCUUAUGUGAUCUUUGCUCCGAUGUUUAUUUUUAGCAGCAUACAAAAUAGGUGUUGUCUCAGCUUUUCCCAGGUUGCAGUGCAGCCUAAGACAUUACAUUACUAGUCAGGUGUUGAACAGGAGCGUGUCUGUGCUUCAAUGGGUGGAGCAACCGCUGGGUGAGGGGGGGGGGGGAUCAUUCUCCACAGGGCUGCAGGGAAUUGUAGUUUCAAGCACAUCACGCAUGGAAGGGAUCUCAGGUGUGCUUUAAUGGGUGGGAGAAAAGUGGCCUCACACUUACAAAGGAUCCUGGGACUUGUAAUUGAAGGUAGGGAACUCCAACAGGAAAUAGCCAGUUCACAAAAAGAAAGCCACAGCGUUAUGGUGGACUCACAAUAGUCAUUUAGCCCCAUAUACCUUAUGUCCUUGAUGUAGCCCCCACUAAAAAUAGUUGCAGGGUGCUAGAUCUGGAGAUUGUGGAAGCAUGGAUGUGGAAUUUGUAUUGGCCGACGCCCGGGAUAUGCAAAUUUUUUAGGCCCUUCGGGCAAGCAGGGCUGGGUCUGAAAGCUCCCGACAAGCACGGUGACGCUCACAGUGGAGUAUGGAGCGGGCUCCCGGCUCCAGCCUGCUCCGUACUCUGCAGCCCCCAGCUGUGUUCAGUAGCUGGGGGCUGCCGCUAAUAGCCAGCAUGCUGGCUAUUAACCCUUUAGAUCGCCUCUGUCAAAGCUGACAGCGGCAUCUAAAGGGACAUGUGAAUGCUCCCUGGUGGGAUAGGGGGGUGGAUCGCACCGAGCACCCCACACCGCGCCGCCGCAGCGCGAUCUGGGGGGCCAUCCACUUUAGAGGUAGCUGGAGGGCUUCCUUGCUGUCUGUGGCUCUGUCAUUGAUAGAUCCUGGCUGGACUAGGCUCUAUCAAUGGAGCGCAGAGCACACAGAUUAAUAGAGUUCAAUAGAACUCUAUUGAUCUGUAUGAGGAAUCUAAUGGUUCCUCCUAAAAGUCCCCUAAGGGACUAAUAAUAUAAAGUGUGAAAAAAAUGUUUAAUAAAUGUUUAAAAGAUACACAUGAACCCUUUCCAUAUUAAAAGUUCAAAUCGCGCCCUCUUCCUAUAUAAACCCAGAUAAACAUAUUUGGUAUCGCUGUCUGCGUAAUUGUACGAAGUAUUAAAAUAUAACAUUAUGUAUCCCGUACAGUAAAUGAGGUAAAUGUAAAAAAAAAAAAAAACACAAUUGCAAUUUUUAUAAUAUCCCAGAAAAAGAGUUAAAAGCUAUUAAAAAGUCAGAUCAAUACCAAAAUGGUACCAGAACAAAAACUGAUUAUGGUGCAAAAAAAUGUGUCCUCAUACAGAAAAUUGCAAGAAAUUUUUUUUUUUUUUUUUUAAGUUCUGAUUUUUUAUUUUUUUUUAAAUUAGUAAAACAUGCCAAAAACUAUACAAAUCUGGUAUUGCUGUAAUCAGGCCGGUCUAAAGUAUCAAAAUAACAUGUUACCUCAACCACAAGGAAAAUGGCGCAGAAAAGAAAAACCACCACAUCUGCAAAAUUAUCUUUUACUAUUUCAAUUUCACUUCACCAAUGUUUUUGUUUCGGAGAAUAUGUUAUGGAAAAUUAAAUGGUAUCAUUAUAGUAGGUAGUUAUGGCUAUUAUAGGGCGAGGAGGAAAAAACGAGAGUGUAAAAGCGAAAAUUGGCCGGACAAGUGGAUCGUCAUGAGGGACAAGUAGAUUUUGCUCCGUUUUAGUCCCGUGGACAAGUAGUUUUUUAUUAAAUUUCCUCACCCCUGGGAGGCCAACACAACAUUGGUGACUCCUAUUUCCAGUGCAGCUAAUCCAACAUUCCAGUAGAAUCUGAUUUCUUUAUCAGCUACAGUAGCUUAGGGAGCCUACCGGGACAAAAUUGCGGGGUUCCGAUCAGCUGAGAGGAUGGAUGGAGGGUGCCUAUCUGCCUCCAGUUCAUCUGAUCGGCGCUCCAAUAGUGCAGGCAGCCUGAUCAAGUCUGUGCUAUAGCAUUGUUUACUGUCUGCAAUUUAGAGAUUAUUUGUAGUAGUCAUCUAUGGAAACUAAAAACAUAAAAAAUGGAGUACUGCCGUGUAAGGCACUCACAAGAUAGGGGAUAAGUGUCUGAUCGGGGGGGAUCUGACCACUUGGACCCCUCGCGAUCUCGGGGGGACCUGGCAUUGUCACGACUGUGAGCUGCUAACGUGCUUGUUGCUGACCUCACUGAGGAUGAUGACGCGUCCCCUCAAUACAGCUCUAUGGGAUAAGUGGGGAUGCACAAACGCUGUAUCUCUGCCUCUCUGAUAGAGAUACAUGGAGGGAGGGGGGGGGGGGGGGUGUCAGCCAGGGCCCUGAACAGGAGAUUGCGGGGGGGGGGUCGCGGGUCCUGCGGAUGGGGAUAAGUGUCUUACACUGCAGAUCUUCUUUAAUAAAUGUGAAUAAGCCCCUUCAGUAAUAAAAAGUUUGAAUCACUCCCCCCCCCCCCCCUUUGGAUAGGGGAUAAGAUGUCUAUGGCCGGAAUACCCCUUGAACUAUAGAUACAUCAUAUGUCUGUCUGAGAUUGUGUAUGGAUGACUGUUCUUACUGAUCAUUGUUUUUUUUUUUACAUGGAAUAAACAUAUUAAACUUUUAACCAACAUAUGUUGAAGUUUUAAGCUCUGUUGGAUUCCGUUUGUCAUUUUCAGCUUUAGGCUCCUCCUGUAUUCGGGAUCUAUUUCUUUAUGGACUUGGUGAAUAUUCCUCAUUGAGUAAAGCUCUCGAUAUUAUUGGGGUUCUGUGGCGGACUGGAGACCUUACAGGAGAAUGACG
Molecule: messenger RNA, 10329 nt
Organism: Hyla sarda
Lineage: Eukaryota; Metazoa; Chordata; Amphibia; Anura; Hylidae
Exons: 22
Coding region: 301-7140 (2279 amino acids)
Biological process (GO): regulation of DNA-templated transcription
Source: RefSeq, a predicted model, not a curated record